Myotis myotis is the source of this 5153-nucleotide messenger RNA. It is a transcript of the gene DIXDC1, whose product is annotated as DIX domain containing 1. The record is from RefSeq and is a predicted model, not a curated record. Gene Ontology annotation, molecular function: protein binding. The transcript has 20 exons. Gene Ontology annotation, cellular component: cytosol. The coding region runs from base 192 to 2252 and encodes 686 amino acids. Lineage: Eukaryota; Metazoa; Chordata; Mammalia; Chiroptera; Vespertilionidae. Gene Ontology annotation, biological process: canonical Wnt signaling pathway.
CGGCAGAAGGCUGGCGGGUCCGUGGGAGGCUGGCUGGGGCGGGCCUCCGCGUCACCAUGGCAGCGAGAACGCAGCGGCGACGCUGUAGCUGAACGCGGCCCUGCUCCGAAGGGCUGGGGACCGCGAUGGUGAACCAGAGCGACCGUCGGACCGAUGAUUGAAGAGGUGGCCCUGACCUGGCUCUUCUAGAGAUGGUGAAGAUGGGGACCCAUGUGGUUAUGAGACUCUGUAGCUCCCUGGUGCCAGCAGAGCCCUCUCAGCAACUGCAGGCGUACGUGGCCUGGGUGAACGCGCAGCUGAGGAAGAGCCCAGCGGUGAAGCCCGUGCAGGACCUGCGACAGGACCUUCGGGAUGGGGUGAUCCUAGCUCAUCUCAUCGAGAUUGUCGCAGGAGAAAAGCUGAGUGGGGUACAGCUGAGUCCUAGAAACCAACAGGAGAUGAAGAAUAAUGUGGAGAAGGUGCUACAGUUUGUGGCCUCCAAAAAGAUUCGUAUGCACCAGACUUCAGCUAAAGAUAUUGUGGAAGGAAACCUGAAGUCUAUCAUGCGGCUGGUCCUUGCCUUGGCAGCUCACUUCAAACCCAGCUCUGGCAGGACAGUCAGCCAAGGACGGGACUUAAGAGCCCCUCUGCAGAGUCACCAGCCACACUGUGCCACGGCCGUGGCCCAGGGAGCAGCUGCUGCUCUGGCUGAUGUGUGUCACGACAUGUCACGGUCAGGACGGGACGUCUUUCGAUACAGACAGAGGAACAGCAGCACGGACGAGGAGAUCGAGAACCCAUACUGGAGCGUGCGAGCUCUGGUGCAGCAGUACGAAGGGCAGCAACGGUCCCCGUCGGAGUCCAGCUGCUCCAGCCUGACUUCGCCCAGUCCUAUCCACAGUGCAAAGAGCGAAUCCAUUAUCACCCAGUCGGAGGAGAAGGCAGAGUUUGUGAUUAUUCCCUCCGAAGGAGUAGAGAACAGGACAGGGGAGACAGACUCUCCAUUUUCCCGAGACUGGCGACCAGGUAGCCCCACCACCUGUCUGGAGACCUCAUGGGAAGAACAGCUGUUGGAACAACAAGAACAUUUAGAAAAAGAAAUGGAGGAAGCCAAGAAAAUGAUAUCAGGAUUACAGGCCUUGCUGCUCAGUGGGUCCUUGCCCGAAGAUGAGCAGGACAGGCCCUUGGCCCUCUGUGAACCAGGAGUCAAUCCCGAGGAGCAACUGAUUAUAAUCCAAAGUCGUCUGGAUCAGAGUGUGGAGGAGAAUCAGGACCUAAAGAAGGACUUGCUGAAAUGUAAACAAGAAGCCAGAAACUUACAGGGGAUAAAGGAUGCCUUGCAGCAGAGGUUGACUCAGCAGGACACAUCUGUUCUUCAGCUCAAACAAGAACUACUGCGGGCAAAUAUGGACAAAGACGAGCUGCACAACCAGAAUGUGGAUCUGCAGAGGAAGCUAGAUGAGAGGAACCGGCUCUUGGGAGAAUAUAAAAAGGAGCUGGGGCAGAAGGACCGCCUGCUUCAGCAUCACCAGGCCAAGCUGGAGGAAGCACUCCGGAAACUCUCUGAGGCCAGUUACCAGCAGGUGGAUCUAGAGCGGGAGCUAGAACACAAAGAUGUCCUUUUGGCUCACUGUAUGAAAAGAGAGACAGAUGAGGUGACCAAUUACAACAGUCACAGCUCUCAAAGCAAUGGUUUUCUCCCUCCGGCGGCAGGAAAAGGAGCUGCUUCAAUCACUCCUAGAGGGCCCAGUGGCCAGGAUAUGGUUAAUGACAUGACCCUGCAGCAUGCCAGCAGCACCUCACUCUCGCCCACAGACCAGCGACCUGCAGCUCGUGCGCGAUGCUCUCCGCAGCCUGCGCAACAGCUUCAGCGGCCACGACCCUCAGCACCACACCAUCGACAGCCUGGAGCAGGGCAUCUCCAGCCUCAUGGAGCGCCUGCAUGUCAUGGAGACCCAGAAGAAGCAAGAAAAAAGGCGUUGCCUCACUCACAGAGCUCUCCAACUGUCAGCAGCACCUGCACUAAAGUGCUCUAUUUCACUGACCGGUCACUUACACCCUUCAUGGUCAAUAUACCAAAGAGGUUGGGGGAGGUGACAUUGAAGGAUUUUAAAGCAGCUAUUGACCGAGAAGGGAAUCACCGGUAUCACUUCAAAGCGCUGGAUCCUGAGUUCGGCACUGUUAAAGAGGAGGUUUUCCAUGAUGAUGAUGCCAUCCCUGGAUGGGAAGGGAAAAUUGUAGCCUGGGUAGAAGAAGACCAUGGGGAGAAUUAAUUCUAAGUAUUGGAUUUGGGCUGGUGGAACUUGGCAUGCCCUGGCUGCUUCACUCAGGAACGAGAACUAAAACUAGAAUACCCUACAAAGUUUCUAGUUUGUGCUGCCAAAAUAGAAGCUUCUCCAAGUGUGACAGCCACAGGCCAGUCAUUUCUGUGCCUGAUGUAUGUGGUACUUAAAAUCCCUGUCCAAAUGUAGACCAUGAAUUCAUCUGGAGUUCCUUGUCCGUGGGAACACAGUAUUUUAUUCUACUCUGAGGACAACAAACCGAAGGCCUUAACCAAUAGGAUGGACGAUCUUGCUCCUGUAGGGGCAUGGCUGCUACUAUCUGGAACCUGGGAAUUGGAUGCAUCACUCUGCUGUGUUAUUUCAAUUGGCCUCAGUGGUUGCAGCAAUCAGAGUCCAGCAAUUGUACUCACAGACAAGGCAAAGAUACCAGCUUUUUUGCUUCUUUGCAGCUAUUACAAACCAAGAAUAACUCAUGGGGUGGUACCAAAGAUGAAAGCCACUCGUCAGGAAUCUUUUGGAUUGGACAUGGAUGGUACUGAAUUGUUAGUUGGAUGGGAAAAGGGCUGCCCAUAUUUGUGCUAUACUGUGCUAAAACCAUAAUUAAGUAAGACCUCGGGCUGCCUCUUGUGUCUUAACUGGUUCUGCAACUUGUCCUUUAGCCCACAGGGCAUAGUCCAUGUACUGCUAGUUUUCUCUGGGGACUCUUCAACUUUAGAGCCAUUUUUUUCCCUUCCAACUGAUGAAUUUUAUAUUUGAAAGGAAUAAGGAGUGAAAGUCUCCUUAAAAAUCCAGGCGGGUAUGGAAAGGUGCUGCUACCCAUAUCUUCUUGACUUACUUUCUCUCAUGACUUUCUUUAGCUCAUGGCAUCUCCUUUGCAAUUAAAAGGAGACAGACCAUUAAUUUCAGUAUUUGUGGUUUAUGAAGUAUUGAGCAUGAGUUACUGAUCUGCCCUUCUUUAGUUCAAGGCCAGAGUUAUUUUUUCAUAUAUUUAGUCUAGGCUGAUCCUUUAGGGCACAAUAGAAACCAUGGGGCAUGGAGCAUGAUUUGUAAAUGGCAGGGCUGAUUCUGGGUGAAAAGACCUAGAAUCCUUUCUCAUGUGUAACAUUGUCAAGUGUAAAGUUAAAAUAGUUAAAUUUCUAGAGAUUACUCAAUAACUUGGGUUUUCUCAUUCAUUCAUCAAACACUAUCAACCAGCCAUCAUGAGGGGGGGUGGGUGGAGAGAGAAAUGUUUGCCCUCCAAAAGCAGUCUGCCUGUGACCACCAAUGUACACUGCCAACCAGGAGAGUUGGGCAGGUCAGUUCUGGGUUCCUGACCUGUCUGUCUCUCGUUCAUCUUCCCUUUUCUGCCAUUUCAACAGACUACUCACUCAUUGGAGCUCUAGGAUGACAUUUGGUUGUUUUAUAAAGAUGUGUUUGGAGAAUUCUUUUGUACUCAUUUGCUUUUUUUGUCUGAGAACCAUGUCUAUUUUUAUAAUGAGUGUGAGUUCUGUAUAUUCUCACGUUCUGUAUACUGUGUCCAUUGUCUGGAGAACCCAGUAGCUUUUAUAUGGGCUCUUCUUAGCAGCCCUUGUGGUUUCCGAAUGAGCUUUAUUUUAUUACAAGCAUACUAAUGAUAACUCCUGUUCCAGUUCUACCUGUCAUUGUUGUGGAGGUAGUUUUACAUAAUCUAUUUGAUAGUUCUUCUAGCAGACAGAUCAAAAGACACCUGAUGUCUUCAUGUAUGUUUACUGGGUCUUCUAUUGAAGGAUGAUUUCUCAUCAGAAAUGACUGUCAAAACUUGAGAAAGUCAGUCAUAAGUAAGAAUAAUUCAUUAUGAAAGCACUCUGGUAUAUUUUCAGUUUAUUUUCCCCCCAGAAAGUCUGGAGAAAAAGUCCUAAUGUCACUAAUUUGUCUGUUGCAUGGAUUUUAGUGUUUUGCUAUAAGACAGCAUGAGGGUUAUCAGGCCAAAAUUCAUUACUGUAUUUCCAGUACAAUUUACCUUGAGUGUCUGUCUCUUAAAUCAGUUUGUACUUGUCAGUUUUCUUUCAGCAAACAUUCUUACCAUCAUGUAGAAUUUCCUUUUCAGAGAAAAUUAAAUCAGAUAAAAAUUUCAAAAUUCUCUAGCUUUUUUGUUUUUUAUCUCUAUGUCCUUUGGAAAAGGAGCUGCAUGGCCCUAGUGCCCCCAUAGAAAGCAGAAGUUGAGUUCAGGGGAGAAAAUGAGAUAAUUUUUUCCCUUUAGCUCAUCAAUCUAAUAUACACUAAGCACCUCCGUUACAGGAUGUCACCCCAAUAAUUCUUGUGUAAAAUGAGUUGGUAAUCUUCAUUCCAGUUUCUAGAGAGAGAGAAGCCUUCUGGGGAGGAGUGUGCAUUGAUUCAUGCUGGUGUGAAUAGUCCCUUUUGGAUAUACUGUGGCUGUACUCUAGGAGGUCUCGACUUACUCGAGUCUUGUCCCCUAGCGGCUUUUGUGUGGGGCAGCCCAUCCUGUGACUGCUGAAGUUCUCUUUCUUUGAGAAAUCUAAGGAACUAGAAUGUUUAUAGAGUUCAUAAAAUAAUUUUUAUAUCCUGUUAGAUUUUUAAAAAUGAUCCUCUUAUACAAUCUAGUCUAUUCAAAAACUUAAUUCCUUUAAAAGUUUUCAUUUAAAAACAAAAUAAUGGGCUUAGUCAGUUCCCUAAUUAGCUGAAAGUGGGACACUUUACAAUUUGUACCUAAAUAAUUCAGGUUAAACUCACUUGAAAACAACAACCCUACUUAUUGACCAACUUUUCAGCUCUUUUUGACCAGGAUGGUUGUAAAUUAGGGAAAAUAUCUUAUGCUCUACAUCUAAUCCAAGAGGACUCUAAAUUACUUAAAAGCAUUUAGGUCACAAUAAUUUUCAUUUUUUCCUAUAAAAUAAACAUUAUGAUUGCACACUU